This is a messenger RNA of Mya arenaria, 4463 nucleotides long. RefSeq names its product tyrosine-protein kinase Fer-like. The transcript has 20 exons. Gene Ontology annotation, molecular function: ATP binding; non-membrane spanning protein tyrosine kinase activity. Gene Ontology annotation, biological process: peptidyl-tyrosine phosphorylation. Lineage: Eukaryota; Metazoa; Mollusca; Bivalvia; Myida; Myidae. The record is from RefSeq and is a predicted model, not a curated record. The coding region runs from base 139 to 2799 and encodes 886 amino acids.
UCAGAAUCAGGAAGUAGAAUAGUGCAAAGUUUAUCUUAUUUUCCUUGGAAAGGGGACAUGUUUGAAAGGGAAAGUAUUGCUGAUCUUGUAUUACGUGGCAGUUAGGUUUAGGCCAGUGUGCAACAAAUUAAUUGCAAGAUGGGGUUUGGAACCGAUUUCCAAGGACGGGAAUCGCACGAUGCCUUGGUUCAAGUACAAGAAGCAGAAAUACGUCUUCUGGAAAACAUGCGAGGAUGUCUGCAGAAGAGAAUUGAGGGUGACCGGAAGUAUUUGUCAUCGCUUGGGGCAUUUGUACAACACGCUGGAAAGAUUGAAGACACAGAGUAUCACUCCUACUGCUCUGUGUUUAAGGCUUGGACCGCAGUCAUAAAGGGAACCGAGUCCUUCACAGAGCUUCUACAAUUCAGCGUUGACGGCUUAACCACGAAAGUUAUGGAUAAAGUUACGACGUUGAUAGCCGAGAAAAAGUCGGCAAAGAAACAUUAUGAAGAGGAAAGAAAUCGUUUGGAGAAAGAGUUUACUAGGAUAAAAGAUGAGGUGCAGAAAAACAAGCUAGAUUACGUGAAGUGUGUUGACAAAGUUCGAACGGAACGCACCAAGUAUGACGAUGCAAACGCUAAAGGCAAGGGAGGUAAUAAGGUUGACAGUGCCCGACAGAGUUACGUUCUUGCGAGUGUAAAACUGCAUAAGACCCAUAACAAAUACAUUAUGUCGUUAAACGAGCUUCGAGCGCACCAAGAACAUUACAGCAGGAAAACGUUACCUUGUUUCCUCGAUCACCACCAGGCUAGUCAGGAAAUAUUAGUCGAACAAUGCAAAGACUUACUGGAGGAGUUCCAAAGUUUGACCACAUUCUCUUCCAAAGACCAUAUCAAUAUUUUCAACACCAUCGAAAAGGCAGUUAAGGAUAUAAAGCCUGACAAAGAAUAUACACAGGACUUUGCCUCCAAAUAUAAGUCAGAACCUUUUACCCCAAUCAUGAUAGACUUCGACUCCAAGAUUCUCGAUGACUAUCAAGGCAAACUAGUACCAAACAGGAUCGCACUCGAUGAGUUCACUGUGGAGUCUCUCAACCAUCUAAAAUCAUCAUUAUCCGAUAGCAUCAAUACAUAUAAAACGGAGCUCACAGAACUUGGGACGGAAAAAUCAACAUGUGCCUCGCGGGUUCAAGAGUUAAAUGGGAAACUGUCAGUUUUAACGGACGAGGAAAGGAGCGAAUUUCUCCAGAAACGCAAACGCUUCGAGGAACUGAAAAAACGUAUAGCCGAAGUGGAGAGCCAAAUAUCGACAAAAUCUGAUGUCAUAAAAGUCGUGGAAGACCCACUACGUGCUCUGGGAGAUAGGGAUCCAAAUAAAGCCAUGGACAUUGACACACAGGGGACUGGUGCUGAUACACUGUCGGUUACAAGCGGCGAUGGAGACACGGGGCAUAAGACCGGGAGCCAGAAAAUGUUUGGAAUGCUGAAAAAUUUAAAGAAAAAGGUGCCAUUUGGAAAGAAGGACGCCGAUACCCUGCACAAUGGAGAUGAAAUGGCCGGUAGGGAGAGUUACGAAGCAUCGGAGCCAUCAAAGGGGCCUUUACCUCAUGACAAUGAUUCGUGGUGUUUAAAUGAGUUACCACCUGAGAUUAGUUUACCUGUUGAGCAUGACUCAGACUUUGAACCGAAGAAGCUCGAGGAUGAGGAUUGGUUCCAUGGCGUGCUACCCCGGGAAGAAGUGCAGAGACUCCUCGCGAACAACGGGGAUUUCCUCGUGCGCGAGAGUAAAAAUAAAAGGACAAACGAGACGCAGUAUGUCCUGUCGGCAUAUUGGAAUGGAUACCGGCAUUUCAUCAUACAAUAUGCAGAUAAUGGAUGGAGAUUUGAAGGUUCCGUUUAUCCCACCAUUCCGGAACUUGUUACUCACCAGUAUGAAAGCGGGGUAGCGGUAACCAACAAAUCGGGAACCAUCUUGUCUAAACCAAUUCUUCGGGAAUCUUGGGAACUCCGCAAUGAUGACAUAAUGCUGGAUACUAAAAUUGGAAAUGGCAAUUUUGGUGAGGUUUUUAGGGGAGUCUACAAGAGGACCAAUGAAACCGUGGCAGUCAAGACUUGUAAAGACACCCUGUCUGAAGAACAGCGUAAGAAAUUCCUGAUGGAGGGGCGUAUAUUAAAACAGUAUGAUCACCCUAACAUUGUACAGUUCAUCGGGAUAGCUGCCCAACGUCAGCCUGUGAUGAUCAUCAUGGAAUAUGUGUCCGGAGGAGCGUUACUUAACUUUUUACGGAAAGAGGGUAAAAAACAGAGCAGAUUGAAGGCAGCCCAGAUGUGUGUAGAUGCAGCGUGUGGAAUGGCCUACCUGUCUGAUAAGGGGUGUAUUCACAGAGAUCUUGCCGCUAGGAACUGCCUUGUUGGUGAUAACAAUGUCGUUAAAAUCUCAGACUUUGGAAUGUCUCGAGAAGAGGAGGAGUACACAGUAUCCGACGGAAUGAAGCAGAUUCCAAUCAAGUGGACCGCACCGGAGGCCUUAAAUUAUGGUAAAUACACGGCAGUGUGUGAUGUCUGGAGUUAUGGCAUACUGAUGUGGGAGGUGUUUUCAAACGGAACAACGCCUUACCCAGGAUGGACGAAUGCUAUAUCCAGGGAAAAAGUGGAGCAGGGUUACCGGAUGCCUGCCCCUCAAAACACGCCCGAUAGUGUGUACCAGCUGAUGUUGCGAUGUUGGGACGCGAAUCCUGCCACACGUAUCAGUUUUCACGACCUUCAUACGCAGCUUAAGGGCCUUGUAGACUCACCACCAAAAGGCGAAUCCUGGAGCUAGUUGCUGGGGAAAACUAUGCCUUACUUGGAGUUUUAAGUGCGUAACUGUGGUGAUUUCAUGCUAAAGUGUGUUACUAUGGUGACAAAAUGUUUUUAAGUGCAGUUCUAUGGUGAUAAUGUCUUUGAAGCCUGUUACUAUGAAGGUAUCUUGUUUUAGUGCAUUAUUAUGGUGACAACACAUUUUCAGUGUGUUGCUAUGGUGAAAACACAUCUUUAGUGCAUUACUAUGGUGACAACACAUAAUAAGUGCGUAACUAUGGUGACAACACAUUUUCAGUGUGUUGCUAUGGUGAAAACACAUCUUUAGUGCAUUACUAUGGUGACAACACAUAAUAAGUGCGUAACUAUGGCUGAUAACACAUUUUAUGUGUGUUGCUAUGGUGAUGACAUGUUUAAGUGUGUUACUAUGGCGACAAUAUGUUUUAAGUACGUUUGGUGACAAUAUUUUUAAGUGCGUUACUAUGGUGAUAACAAGUUCUUAGUGUGAUAUUAUGAUGCUAAGGUGUUUUUAGUGGUUUACCACAGUAAUAACCUUCCAAACAACUUAAGGCAAAAGCACUUUAUAAAAAAUACAUUAUUGCUAUGGUGAAUAUAUGUAAUUAUGGUGAUUUAAUGUUGCUACGGUCAAAUUGUUGAAAAUUGUACAUAUUCGCUAUGGUUCUUAUAUUAAUUACAUGUAAAUGUGAUGACAUUUAACAAAUUACAUCAUCAUUUAGGUGAUCAUAAAUAACCAUGGUGAUGAAAUGGUGUGAAGAUAAUAAUAAUGUGGAAAAGUGUACAUUGUUACUAUGGAGAUAACAUAAUAGGCCGAUUGUUCAGAACUUUAUUAAAGUUAACAACAUGAUUAACAACAUCGUUGUUAAUUUUUUGGGCACAAAAUAUUUGAUUAUGUGCUCAUAAUUAAAUUUGAACAAAAUACAGCUGAAACAGUUGUCUCAAACUUGUUAAAAAUUUAGCAAAUCGCAAGUGUAUUAAUUUUACUUCCAAAGCAGUAACAAUUUGAAAGUUAACAACGACGAGGUUAACAAUGUUUUUGAAUUUAACAAGCUUCUGAAAAUCGGACCAAUGUUUUACUAAGGUGAUAAAAAUAUUUAAAAUGUUUCAAAUUACAAUGUUGCUAUACCAUUGUUGUGUUGAUGGCUUGUUGUAAAAGUGAUAUCAAUGUUAGAAAAGAUUUUUAUGAUAUGUAUUUUAUAUAAGAAUGGUUGCCAUGAAAAUUACUGUUUUACCACAAUUGUAUCAAUCAUGUCAUAGUGAAAUUGACUUGUUUCGCAUACCAUUUAAUGGCUAUAUGCUUUUCACAAUUUUUUUCAUGCAACAGUCACAAUAUACAUAUAUAUGUAUGUAUAUACUAUUAUAUAUAUUUUAAUUACAGUUAAACAUUAUAUACUGUAUAAGGGGUCAUCAUUGGUUAUUGGAAUAUAUGUUUCUCCCAUUUGUAUGGAUAACUUGAAAUUAUUGAAUUCAUACAUUGGAAAAAUGUGACUGAAAUUUGCCCACAGAGUAUGGAAAAACGUGACUGAAAUUUGCCCAUAGAGUGUGGAAAAAUGUGACUGAAAUUUGCCCAUUGAGUAUGGAAAAAUGUGACUGAAAUUUGCCCAUAGGGUAUUGCAUAUUUCAUUUUUUUGCCCCAUUUUAUGUAACCAUUUUUUACCCACAAAUGAU